Bombina bombina (fire-bellied toad) is the source of this 1576-nucleotide messenger RNA. RefSeq names its product NFKB inhibitor like 1 (gene NFKBIL1). Gene Ontology annotation, molecular function: protein binding. Bases 54 to 1193 code for a protein of 379 amino acids. Lineage: Eukaryota; Metazoa; Chordata; Amphibia; Anura; Bombinatoridae. The transcript is spliced from 5 exons. The record is from RefSeq and is a predicted model, not a curated record. Gene Ontology annotation, biological process: canonical NF-kappaB signal transduction.
UUUUGUGCCUUUUAGGCAGGAAGUUAACCGCAAUUCUUGGAGUUUCAGAUUUCAUGUCUUACCGUCGAGAACUCAAAGCACUUGGCUACAUCCAGCGCGGCGAUGUGCUCCGCUUGAAAUCCUAUAUCCGCAAGCAUCGCCACUUGCGUUUAGACAAGCCCUUACCAGGAGGGCAGAGCCUUCUUCAUGCCGCCUGCGCCCUUGGUGACGAUGCAUGUGCCCUUCUACUGCUCCGCAAGGGGGCCGACCCUCUGCAGAGUGACAAGGCUGGCAACAAUGCUCUGCAUGUGGCAGCGAGAGAAGCGGAAAAGAAAGGCAGGAGCGUAUACACAGACCUGGUUGUCCCCAUACUCAGACGGUGUCCCCAGGCUAUAAAUGUCCCGAACUUUCAGGGUACAACACCUCGUGACAUCCUGCGAAGGGCAGAGGACCUCAUGGAGGCAGAUUCCAUACAAGCUCUCUCUUCUAUUCGGUCAUCCAGUGAUCGUUCCGCAACGGAGGACGCAGUUUGGCAGCAGAAACUUCUGGCAGAGAGUAUGGAUGAAUAUCAGGAGGUGUUCGGACAGUAUGAUGAUGACUUUGUGGACACUCCCCCUGAGGAGGAAACUUUUGAGUCCUGGGCAGAUCGUAUUUCUCAAGAAUACAGAGCAAGACGGCGGAAAGCAGAGGAACCCAAUACGCGGAAAAAACCUGCGCCAGCAGCAAACACUGCAAGAGAAGAUGCAGAGCAAAAGUACUUGGAGCAGAGGCAACGUAUGGAGGCUGAGCUCCGGCAGGUGCAGAAAACACGAUAUCAGAGUAGGUGUGAACAGGUUUUUGGGAAAGUGAGCACAACUGGAAAAAAUGGCACAGAGCAAGAAGACAGCAGUGAAACCGGAGUCAACAGGAAAGGAGAAGACAGUGAGGAUAGGGCAGCAGCCUCUGGCACCCGGUUAUUGGGGUACAGUGACAUUCCUUGGCCACUACCACAUGGCACUGCAGAGCAGAUGGCUCAAUCCAUAGCAAGGGGCUCUGACUCCUCCAAUAGCGCCACAUAUAAGCGCUACCUGAGAGCGCAGCAGGUGACCUGGCACCCUGACCGUUUCCUGCAGAGGUGUGGGGGGCGUUUACGAGAGGGUGACCGGGAACGGGUGCUAAGGACUGUUACUGCUUUGUCACAGGAGCUUAAUCGACUGGCUGAGCUGGCAAAGUAACCCACAGAUUAGGACUGCAGAAUGUCUCCAAUACUGAACCCCUCGUAUUUUUCGUAAUCCUGAAUCCCUUCUCUUUGUUCUCUACUUCCUCUAAUCUCUUAUUUCUUUAUUUCUCUCUAUCUUUCACGCUCACCCUUUGUCUCUCCUCUUUCUUUUUUUUUCUCUCCUCUCUCUUCUUUUUUCUUCUCUUUUUCUUGCUCUCUCUCCUUUUUUUCUCUCCUCCUCCCUUUUCUCUCUCAUUUUGUAUUUUUCCUCUAUCUUUCUCUUUUACUGCUCAUUCCUCUCCCACUCUUGCUUCAGUCUGUUUGUAUCACUCUUCCUCUCUCUUGUUUACUUGUUAAAGGGACAUUAAAAUAAUAAAGUUUCACUUGUAUUCCCUUUAA